CAUCAGCGCUCACCAGGAUGGAGGGCUGCCCAGAGCAGCUCCAUCUGGGCAAGGCACUGGAGGAGGCAGGGGAUGGGCGGGCCUUGGCUGAAAUCCAAGAGCUGGCUCUGAAGUGGUUCAUGGAGACACAGGCCCCCUCUAUCCUACAGAAUGGAGUUCUGCCCCCCUGGUUUCAUGGAUUCAUCACUCGCAAGCAGACAGAGCAGCUACUCAGGGACAAAGCCCUCGGUUCCUUCCUCAUCCGCCUCAGUGACCGGGCUGUUGGCUACAUCUUGUCUUACAGGGGCAGUGAUCGCUGCCGCCAUUUUGUCAUCAACCAGCUGCGAAAUCGACGUUACCUCGUCUCAGGAGACACCCUCAGCCACAGCACCCUGGAUGAGCUCCUACGCCAUUACCAGGAGGUGCAGCUCGAGCCUUUUGGGGAGACCCUUGCUGCUGCUUGCCCACGGCUAGAGGAAAAUGAUCUGUACGAUGCCAUCAACACGGGCCUCCAGCACACUAAACUAGGCCUGGAAAUUCCAGCCAUAGAGUUUCCCAGCGUGCUCCCGGACAAGGCCACCAGUCCCCGCCUUCCUGCAAAGCCCCAGGUCUCUUUCCUGCACAAGAAAGCCCUAGACAUGAGUUCCCGGUCUGUCUCGGAUGAAGAGAGUACAGAGGUACCCACUAGAGUGCCCCCCAUCCCCCAGAGGAGUCCCUCUCUUCUGGAUGAGUCUUCUGCAGGCCCCAGUGAUGUCAUCUACACAGACCCAAAGAAAAUAAACCGGGCACAGCUAGGCCUGGGCACAGAGAUGUGGGGCACGCAUAGGCCAGCUGCUGCUGGCAGCUUGGCUUGUUCCCCAAGCAGGGAGCCCUCAAGGAAACUCUCAGAUGAAGAUCAGAACAAGCCCAAUAGCCAAGGACCUGCCCCAUCUGGGAUGAAGCCAGACCAAGGCUCUACAAUGCCUUAUACUCCCUUGGGAUUUUCCCUGCCCCCCAGUUCUGAGGCCCCAGGAUCACGGGCUACUACUUGGAGGCAGGGGUUUCUAAAGCUGAGCCACGAGACUCAGUCCUCCUCUGAAGCAAGCCCUUCAGAUGCCUACCAGCUUGUUGAGACAUCAGGCCUACAAGAGGGCAAGGACAGACCAGACCAAAGAGGCAGUACUUACGAGCAGAUUCCAACCUGCUGGCAUGGCAGUGCCAAGCUCUCAUACCCUGGAGUUAGUCCCACCUACAGCCAACUAGCAGGGCCGAUGGACUAUGGCUAUGAGAAGAUUUCAGGGACCUCGAAGCUCCCAGAACCAGGGAACACCUAUGAGCAGAUCCCAGCCGCCAAGAACAAGGACACUGGACGAAUGCACAAGCCUGACAAGUUCCGGAGGCUCUUCUUCACAGACAAGAAGCACAAAUUCUGAGGAAAGGCCCGGCACUCGGAGGGUUUGGUGGUAUCCACACUGCACCGGGGAUUACUGGAUACCCUCAGCUCACUUGAAGGUGUGACCUGGUUCCAGGAUGCAGCUUGGGUACCUAUCUGGGAAGGCACGGGAGAGAUCUUGCAGCAGCCUGCAGCUCCCGGAUGUCUCUUCAAUGCUGUCCAUCCACACAAUGAAGGAAUAAGGCCUGCAAGAGGGGGGACUAACUGAAGGAAGGGGUGGAUGAACGUGGAGAGGCCUGGGCUGACUGACAAAGCUCGCCUCAUACCUCAGAAGCUUAACAAGUAUGUAGCCGGCCCCUUGCCAAGACAGACAUUUUCCAGGCUGUCUAAAUGACAUCAUGCUAUUACUUCUGAGAACAAAACCAGUUCCCUGCCUCAUGGCCUCACUGGGAGAUGGGGGAGAUGCCAGGAGCCACGUCCUUCACACCUGCCCCAGAAGGAUUAAACCAAGAAGCUUGGGAUACAGCAGCCAAGGUGCGACUUUAGAAGCCAUGGUCCUAACCCAGCAGCAGGCUGGGCUCCUGGGAACCAUUCCAGCUCUUCCUGCCCCACUUACCCACCUUUAGCCCAGCUUCAGUAUGCUAACUCCUAGUCUGUGCUACAGACACCUAUUUGAAGACACACCUAGUGACAGCCUGCACAGAGAUCCCCUCAAUAAGUGGGGCUUAAGCUCGGGAUGUAGGGCUGAGUAGCGUUGGAGACAUCUGAUGCCAUGCUUAUGUGAGCAGGCCACCCCUACCUGCCCUCUGUCUCCAGCCAGUCCUGACCUUUGGAGCAACUCAGAUUCCUCCCAUGCAACCCACCGUGAACCUGGCAAUGUCACCUCCAGAGACUUUUGGGAGAUGGGCUUUGCCCAGUCACCAGUUUGGGAGCAGGACAUUCUUGCUCCAGCUGUUCCCUUGGCCAAGCUGGCUCUUCCAGAAACUGUUCCUAUUUGGUACUGUCCCCCUUCAUCCAUGUGUCCCCAAAUCCAUUGGGCGAGCAACUGGCCUGCUAUCUUCUCUCUAGCCUGUCUCUACAAGCAGGAGGCAAGAACCAAGACCACAGCCCCCUUCCCACCUGGCUCCACCCAGGCCCUGGGCAGAACUGGCUCAGCGCACACCUUGCAGGAAGCUACCCCUUGGUAGAUAUUUGGUUAAUGCACUUUUCCCUCUGAACUCUACAAGUCCCCGCCUACUUGGGGUGGUGGAAAGUUUAAGAGUAGCAGGAAAACUCUAAGCCUAACAACGGUGAGCUGUCUGUAGGUAGACAAAUCUAUUAGUAGGGAAAUGGAAACAAUCCUCACCCAACAUCCUGAAGCCAACGCUAGCAUCUGACACGGAGGGCAAUGCUCCGCCUAAGGCGUCAGGGACGGCCUGAAAGAGUGCCACCGAACAUUCCUAAUGCUGACAGACACGGAGAGUGCAGGACACAAAAAGUGUUUUAUUUCUGGGAGUUCACAAAUCUGAGGUCAGCACACAUAAGUGAUACCAUGUCAUCAGGGAGGUGGGGUGGGGUAGUGUUCAAGACACAUGGGGCAGAGCCCUUUGGACUGAACUGCUUAUACAGCUUCACAUUGGGAAAGUACGGGGGUGGAGGUGGGUACAGCCCAGCCUUGGCUUUGGUAAAAGAUUGCAUAGCUUGUUAAAGCCCC
This is a messenger RNA of Mus pahari (shrew mouse), 3044 nucleotides long. It is a transcript of the gene Sh2d7, whose product is annotated as SH2 domain containing 7. Lineage: Eukaryota; Metazoa; Chordata; Mammalia; Rodentia; Muridae. Gene Ontology annotation, cellular component: cytoplasm. The transcript has 6 exons. The coding region runs from base 18 to 1391 and encodes 457 amino acids. The record is from RefSeq and is a predicted model, not a curated record.